Molecule: messenger RNA, 327 nt
Organism: Monoraphidium neglectum
Lineage: Eukaryota; Viridiplantae; Chlorophyta; Chlorophyceae; Sphaeropleales; Selenastraceae
Product: Elongation factor Tu
Exons: 3
Coding region: 1-327 (108 amino acids)
Biological process (GO): mitochondrial translational elongation
Cellular component (GO): mitochondrion
Molecular function (GO): translation elongation factor activity; GTP binding; GTPase activity
Source: RefSeq, a predicted model, not a curated record
AUGUGCGCGCUGCUGCUGCUGCGCGAACAACACGCGCAUCGCCGCGGCCACCCGGGGGCACGCAGGGCGGGCGAGCAGCAGCCGGCGUGGGCGCGCGCCGCCGCGGCGCGGCUGCUGUCGUACGACAUCAACAGCCGCACCAAGCCGCACGUCAACGUGGGCACCAUUGGGCACGUCGACCACGGGAAGACCACCCUCACGGCCGCUAUCACGCGGGUGCUGUCAGAGGCGGAUGGCACCACUUCUGCGGUGCCGUUUGACCAGAUCGACAAGGCUCCAGAGGAGAAGGCGCGCGGCAUCACCAUCUCCGCCUCACACGGUCCGUGA